This is a messenger RNA of Emiliania huxleyi CCMP1516, 633 nucleotides long. RefSeq lists its product as hypothetical. The record is from RefSeq and is a predicted model, not a curated record. Gene Ontology annotation, molecular function: protein binding. The transcript has 2 exons. The annotation marks the transcript as partial. NCBI's taxonomy places the organism in Eukaryota, Haptophyta, Isochrysidales, Noelaerhabdaceae.
GCGCUGGCGGCGAGGCGAGAGACGCUCGGCGACCAGCACCCGAGCACGCUCACCUCGAUCUUCAACCUUGGCGCGCUGCUGCAGAAGCAGGGCAGGCUCGGCGACGCCAUCCCUCUCUUCCGGGAGGAGCUGGAGGGGUACCUGGUCUCCGGCCGACAAUUCCCGCUGCACCGUGACUACGGUUUCCGCUUGUACCGCGACUACCACGACGCUGAGCAGUCACACACGAUCGAGCUCAAGGACGUGCGCAACUGGACGACCGCAGUCGCACAGCUGGCCGAGUACUGUGAGCUCGAGGCGACGCAGAGCGGGCGCAAGCCAAGAGGCACCAUCGUGCUCUUUGGCAGUGGCCCCGGCUUCUGCGUCACGGACGCCGAGUACAACGUCGUCACUCAGGGCGCCAAGAUCAUCAACAAGGUCGUCGAGGACAAGAACGGCUUCCAACUGCAGAUCUUGCGCCGCGACGCCAUUACCGCCGCCGCCGCCGACGUUGCCACAACCAAAGACGUCGUGUUCAGGGCUCUCGCUCGGGCAAAGGAAAAUGUCGCUUCGAAACGCGCGCGCGACGAGUCCGGAAACGCACACACACACACACGGACUGACGGCGAGGGCGCCGGACCGCAGACAGUAUAG